Messenger RNA from Cyphellophora attinorum, 417 nucleotides. RefSeq lists its product as uncharacterized. NCBI's taxonomy places the organism in Eukaryota, Fungi, Ascomycota, Eurotiomycetes, Chaetothyriales, Cyphellophoraceae. The coding region runs from base 1 to 417 and encodes 138 amino acids. The transcript has 2 exons. The record is from RefSeq and is a predicted model, not a curated record.
AUGUCGAAAGAAUACGAAGGACAAGACCUGUUAGAUAUCGCCGCUCGCGCUGAGCAAGACCUCAACGAUCCGAAACACAACUCCGGUGUUCAAGAAGGGACAGGAUUUGGUGGCAAGACCGUUGGCGGAGGAAGUACUUCGACAGAGGAAUCGGGCAUCGACCAGUCAGUCACCAACAAGUUCCCAGGAAGCACGGCAGAGUAUGGAUCUACGGUCACAGGCCGGACGAUCCCUCCUGAGCAAGGUGGCGACUUCCAGAAAGGUACGGGCAAGUUAACGAAGGCUGAGGAUUUCGACCAAGGUGCCCCGGGAGAAGGUCCUGAGGAUGUCUUGAAGCGUCGUGAACAGGAUGCUGGAGGAGAUGAUGACGUUAGGAGCAAUAUUCGACAGCACGCGCCGCAGAAGAGGACCUCAUAG